AUGGUGGAGUUUGCCCCUCUGUCGGUGCCUUGGGAGCGCAGGCUGCAGACUUUCGCAGUCCUACAGUGGGUCUUCUCCUUCUUGGCCCUAGGCCAGAUCUGCACCGGGGUCUUCAUAUUCCUCCUGUUUACCAGGUUCUGGCUCUUGGCUGUCCUGUAUGCCACCUGGUGGUUCCUGGAUCGAGACAAGCCAUGGCAGGGUGGCAGGCGCGUAGAGGCCUUCAGGCACUGGGCUGCAUGGAGGUACAUGAAGGACUAUUUCCCAGCCUCGCUGGUCAAGACUGCUGACCUGGACCCCUCCCGGAACUACAUUGCGGGCUUCCACCCCCAUGGGGUCCUGGCAGCUGGAGCCUUCCUCAGUCUGUGUACUGAGAGCACAGGCUUCUCUUCACUCUUCCCCGGCAUCCACCCCCAUCUGAUGAUGCUGAACUUGUGGUUCCGAGUACCCUUCUUCCGGGAUUACAUCAUGUGCUCAGGGCUGGUCGCAGCAGACAAGGAGAGCGCUGUCCACAUUCUAAGCAAGAAGGGUAAUGGGAACCUGCUGGCCAUCAUUGUCGGGGGAGCCCAGGAGGCACUGGAUGCCAGGCCUGGAGCCUACACACUGCUACUGCAGAACCGCAAGGGCUUUGUCAGGCUCGCCCUGAUCCAUGGGGCAGCUCUGGUGCCGAUCUUCUCCUUUGGGGAGAAUGACCUGUUUAACCAGGUUCAAAAUGUUUCUGGCUCCUGGUUACGCUGUGUCCAGAAUCAGCUGCAGAAGAUCAUGGGCAUCUCAUUGCCACUUUUCCAUGGCCGUGGUAUCUUCCAGUACAGCUUUGGUUUGAUGCCCUACCGCCAUCCCAUCACCACCAUAGUGGGGAAGCCCAUCGAGGUACAGAAGAACCUGCAGCCUUCAGAGGAGGAGGUGAACCAGUUACACCAGCGCUACAUCAAGGAGCUGUGCAACCUCUUUGAGGCCCAUAAACUCAAGUUUAACAUUCCUGCUGACCAACACUUGGAGUUCCACUGAGCUCUUCCAGCCAGAGGAAGGAUUAUGUCAAAGGGCAGGGCCAGCAUUCAGGAGCCCAGGAGGAGGGGCCCAAGCUCCUCCCAGUCCAACCACAACUGUCAGCCUGGAGGAGGAGACCAGACCGUCCAGCUCUGGUUGGCACUCUUGUAG
Fukomys damarensis (Damara mole-rat) is the source of this 1155-nucleotide messenger RNA. It is a transcript of the gene Mogat2, whose product is annotated as monoacylglycerol O-acyltransferase 2. Gene Ontology annotation, molecular function: 2-acylglycerol O-acyltransferase activity; diacylglycerol O-acyltransferase activity. The record is from RefSeq and is a predicted model, not a curated record. Gene Ontology annotation, biological process: triglyceride biosynthetic process; diacylglycerol biosynthetic process. NCBI's taxonomy places the organism in Eukaryota, Metazoa, Chordata, Mammalia, Rodentia, Bathyergidae. The transcript has 6 exons. Bases 1 to 1005 code for a protein of 334 amino acids. Gene Ontology annotation, cellular component: endoplasmic reticulum membrane.